Heterobilharzia americana is the source of this 3928-nucleotide messenger RNA. NCBI's taxonomy places the organism in Eukaryota, Metazoa, Platyhelminthes, Trematoda, Strigeidida, Schistosomatidae. The record is from the annotation of a GenBank genome assembly.
GCACACAUUUCAAACUUAAACAGUGAUGGCGAACCGUAAGAGAAAUAGGCCUGAAGAUUGGGAGGAUUUGGAGCCGUCUCCUGUCAUCCACAUACGAGAGUUACCGGAGCACACACUUGAACUUGAUUUAAUUCGUGUUUUUGAACAGUUUGGGUCUAUUAGAGAUAUUGCCAUGAUUCCCCAUAAGGGCCAAGCGUUAAUCGAGUUUGAUGACAUUAAUUGUGCAGAAAGAGCUGUUUCUAGGUGUUCAGAAAAUUCUGUAAUGUUCGCUAAUCGUCGCUUGAAAGUGAAUUACAGCACGUCGAAACGGGUCAUUCACCGACCUCUAGAGAACGACAGCCAACAUUCUGAUUUGCCACCAGAAAGUCGCGUGCUUCUAUUAACUGUUUACAAUGCACAGUAUCCAAUAACCGUGGAUGUUAUUCAUCAGAUUACUGUCAAACAUGGUCGUGUUUUGAGGAUUGUCAUUCUACGCAAAUCUAGAAUACAGGCUAUGGUUGAGUUCAAAAGUACAGACGAGGCUCGCACGGCUAAAAGACACCUGAACGGGGCAGAUAUAUAUUCGGGAUGUUGUACUCUAAAAGUUGAAUUCGCUCGCCCUGCGCGUCUGACCGUAACUCGUAAUGAUCAAGACACAUGGGAUUUUGAGAAUCCACUACUUUUGUCUGAUUCACUAAAUGACAACGAUAGUCGUGGAGAUAUUUCUUUGCUGGGACGUUUCGAACGGUCUCGUGCGAGACAUGAGAGUUCCAGGUCUGUUAAUGGUGGUAGCUAUGGAUAUCAUGAUGGCUUCUUGAAACAGAACAGUGUUGGUCUUAGUGUCCCACCCUCUUCUUUUCUGGAUCAACUAGCUCUGAAUUAUCACGUUUCAAGGCGUGGUUUUGAUGGAUUAAACGGUCAACCUUAUGCCAGAGCCGCUACUCCUGUCAUUAUGGUAUAUAACAUGGACAUGGACCAUAUGAAUUGUGACCGUUUGUUCAACCUCCUUUGUCUUUACGGAAAUGUAGUACGUAUUAAGUUUUUGCGGACGAAGGAAGGAUCAGCAAUGGCACAAAUGGGCGACAACGUUAGUGUUGAUCGUGUCAUUACCAAUCUUUCAGAGGUUCCGUUGAUGGGAAAUGCAUUGUCGAUUCGUCCAAGCAAACAACAACUUAUUUUGGAUGUGCCGAAACCUUAUGAAUUAUCAGAUGGCUCUCCAUCAUUUAAAGACUAUUCGGGUUGUCGUGAAAAUAGAUACAUAAAUCCUGACAAGGCGAGUAAAAAUCGCAUUUACCCGCCAUCGCAUACUUUACAUUAUUGGAAUUGUCCUCCAAAUUACACAGCAGAAGAACUGCGCAAGUUGGUUGUGGAGUGUGGUGCUUCACCACCUCGCCAAAUUGCACCUUUUCCAAGAAUAAGCGAUCGAUCCUCCUCAGGCCUUGUUGAAUGGGGAACUAAGGAUGAAGCUGUUACUGCUCUUGCUUUAUGCAAUCAUCAGGCUAUUCCGAAUACUGAAGGUCGUUAUCCAUUUCUUCUAAAGCUCUCAUUCUCCAGCUCCGCAGUCAAUGAUCGUGCUUUUCCAGGUUCCAAAAAGAUUGGUUCAUCUCAUAUCGGAAAAUCAGCUGCAUCUGUUGAUUCCAGUGAAUAUGAGUAGAGUACGGGGUAAUUUCGUUCCUAUUUUAGUUGAUAGCACAGUUCUAACAAAUGCAACGACGCUUGCUCUUGUUACAUUUCGAUGAAAGUAUUUUAAUGUCCCUUCAGUAUACGCAUUGAUAUACAUUACUCACAAAUCUUUUAUUGUAACUUCAUGGCCAACUAUCAUGACAUACUUUGCAAGCUAAAAAUUAUCCGUACAUUAAUUGUUCAUUGUUUCCUCAUCAGACUGUUCGAUCAAAAUAACAAAAGAACACAGCAUUUGUCACCAAAACCAUUAUCAUAUUCUUCACAUGGUGAUUCCUCUGGUACAUCAAUCAACGCAGUCGCACUUUGCAUUCAACUAAUCACAUAACCGCAUAUUGAAGCUCCACUACACAUCAGUCUGCAACGUAAAUUCAUUUAAUUCAUAUUGUCACCUUUAACUUUUCUGUUUAAUUAGCCUCCCACUCAUAUACAUACAUUUAUAUCAUAGUCAUUUGUUUUAAUUGGUGUGCCUAUGGCUUUGACUAUUGAUAACUGUUAUUCAUAUCUAUGAUGAUUGCAUUUUAAAUCUUAAUAUACUUUUGGUGCCAAUUGUGUUUUGUUCAACUAACUGCGUGUGUUUAUGUUGCUGUCAAUGUUUAAAAUUGAUGAAGUACGCAUUCGCAUGCUUUUACUCACUUGGUAUUUAUAAAUAGCUAAUCCUUACAGUUUUCAUAUUCAAAGUAUAUUCUGAAGGUUGGCUUAUAGGUUUUUCAUUUCAUCUGAUUAUUCUUAUUCUUAUUCUUGUUCGUUUGAUAGCCAUUUUUCUUCCAGUGACCAGUGUUUCCUUCCGUUGAUAAUUUUCCACAUUUCUGCAUUUUAUUUAGUCACUGUUUUACGUAAACAUUUUGCUAGUGCAUUUUAACUUAGGAUAGUCGAGUGAAUACAUUCCCUUUACAUUCUGCCCUAAGAUGACUGUUCAGUUAUGUGCAGACAAAUAUCACUGGUCAACCUACAUAGCAAGUCAUGUAAUGCCUGCUUACUGUGGUAAACUUCAUGUGUAUGAGGAAAAUAGAAUUCAAGAGACUAUGACCUUUGUGAGAUGUGAAGCAAAUUAGUUCUGCGGCACAUUGAAGUUCGAGCGUACUUACGGAGUUUUUGUUUCAUUUCUGCAACGGAUCAGAUUCUAGAUACUUCGGAAUACUGUUUUUAAACUAUCAGUAAAAACCACAACUCAGGAUGCUUAUUUCUAACUGUAUUCUCUGGAAAUCCUUUCUAUAAAUUGUAGAACUGAAGUCACACCAGAUUUUCGUGCGACCACAUUCACAGCUCUUCCACAUAAGCUUGUAGACGAUUGUUCAAUUAUUUCAGGUUAAAACUCAAGCCCUUUACCGCCUGCAUAAUCAAGCAAAGCUUAAAUGAACUUUUAAUAUCAACAGUAAAAGCUUUUAACGUUUCCUUUAAUUAUAAAGUUAGUAUUUUUCAACCAAUUUCUACGUUACAGCAAAGUUCCAAGUGUUGCAUUUCAUAUUCACAUUUCAGCAUACAUCCAUACACGCAAACACUCCAUUUUCUGUUCUCAGCUGGACAUAUGUAAUAGCAUAUUUGUGGUAUAAAUAAUUAGAAUCCGGAUUUCUCUAUUUUACUGUUACUUUUACUGAGUAUUGGAAUUAUGUUCACUUUCCUGGUCAUCUUUUGUUACACUAAGUCAAUCCAGACUCUGCAUCUUGAUUAGUUUAUUUUACAUAUUUGUUCUGUGCUUAUUUUACUCAAGACAUGCAGUAUAUCACCCGAAAAAUAAUAGUCGUCGUCUUUGAUUUGAGAAAACAGUAAAUUCCUAGACCAUUUUUCACAUUUUUCGCUAAGAAGUAUUUGUUUGUUUGCCGUAAAAACAUUUACCGUUCAUGUUUGCGAAGUGAAGUUGCUCAUAGUUUUAUGCAAAUCACGUUAUAUUUUGCUUGAAAUGCUCGUUGUAAUGUGUCAGUUCUGAACGGUCUUUUCUGACGUAUUCGUUUGUUAGGUGUUAUACCUUGUUUUUGUGUGUAGUUCGAUCGAUCUAACCACUAUGUUGAGCCUUUUAUGCAGACGUUUCACCAACUAUAUGGCGCCUCAUUUGGAUGUCGUUUGAAAAGUGUGGCUUGUUACUUUUAUUCAACCACAUGUAGGAGUGUUUUUUUCUUUGUCGAAAAGCACAAUUUUAUUACAUAUGGAGCAGUACAUCAUGUGGAAAGUUUGGUCGCUACGGUAGGGUGAAACAGGCGCUCUUGUCAGUUUCAAAUCCCACUUUUCUCAGAAAUACUAUACUUAUCUCAAUAAACUGGAAAAGAAAGUU